AUGCGUCGUGAUGUCCUAGUGAUUGCAGUAGUAGCCGGCCUUGCCUAUGCAAAUGACCCGGCUCCGGUGUCAUUUGAUGCCGGAGAGUGGCUUGGGAUCGAUGGCAACUGGUCAACCAUCAAAGUCUUGCUGGGUUCAAACUCGGAUCUCGUCAAUGUUCUCUUGAGCACGUCACUUUCCGAAUUUUGGGCCGUUGGACCUGGAGGCUGUUUGAAAAAGGAACCGCAUUGCACCGCCGCUCGCGGUGGCAUUUACACUCCGUUUGGAUCUAAACAUUGGUCGUCUAUGGGAAUUUGGCAACUUGGCUUGGAUUACUUGGGCUAUGGUGGAAACGGCCAAUAUGGGUUGGACACAGUCAAUGCAUACAGCACAAUUACCGACAUUGGAUUCGGCAUGUCCAACGUUCUCAUGUCCGCCAUCAACACAACAGACUAUUAUUUGGGUUUCUUUGGCCUCGGUAUUACACAGGGCAAUUUUGGCCACGAAGUUGCUCAAUCACCUUUAACACAAGCUGUCCAUACCUUUGGAUGGAUUCCUAGUUAUAGCUAUGGCUAUACCGCGGGUGCCUCAUAUCGAAAUAUGCCCGUAUCGAUUACCUUGGGCGGCUAUGACACAGCUAGAUAUGUGCCACACAGCAUCGACUUCACCUUGACUCCGCAGGAUAACAUGCCUCGCGCCUUAAUUAGAGGCAUCGAAGCAACUGUGAAUAACAGCGCCGCUAAGCCCAAGAAGUGGCCGUCAGAAACAACAAGUCUUUCAGGAUGGAAUAACUCAUUUACGGCCCUGAUUGAUAGCACCACUCCAUACUUGUGGUUACCCAAUGCCGUCUGUGACGAGUUUGCAAAUGCAUUCAACUUGACGUAUAACAAAACAUUUGAUCUAUACACCCUUACGAACGAACACUUUUCGAGCUUUGACAACCAUGACAAUUUUGGGUCUCCUUUGGAUGUUCCGGGCUUGGUGAACAUCACUGUGCCAAUGCGAGCAUUCGUCAGCCUCUUGCAAUACCCUUUUAUGCACCAGACCAUCAAAUAUGGAGACCCUGCUGUUCCAUAUUUUGCGCUGCGGAGGUCUGAAAAUGAUUCCGCAAUCAUCAUCGGCCGAUCGUUUCUGCAGGAAGCCUAUUUGAUAACAAAAUACGACGAGGCCGUAUUCUCAGUUCAUCAGGCCAAAUUUCCUCAGGAACCUAUAGCUGGCGCAAAUCUGAUGCCAAUUAAACAACCAAAUAAUAGCCCUUAUCCGGGACCGCCGAAACAGACAGGUAGCAGGCUGAGCACCGGACAAAUGGUUGGCAUUGCCGUUGGCGCCAUUCUACUAUGCUUAUUCUGUCUUGUGAGCGUUUGCUAUCUCUGCCGCCGAAGAAAAUUGCAGGAGAAGGGCGAAGAGGCAACAAUCAAGGAAACCAAAGACAGCGCAUCAACGAUAGUUCCGGACACACCAAGAAUACCGAAGCCCGCCCUAUUCUACAAAUUUACACGUCGCAAAAGGGUACAAAGCGACGUGACCAAGUCUGCCACCACUGCCGUUCUCUCUCAUUGUAUGGAGGCUCCAGAUUCGGAAAUCUACGAACUUCCAGCCCCGAUGGCUCCCGUGGAACUUGAUGCUAGCGAUGGAGAAGACGACGGUUCAAUAAUUUGCGACACUGUUCCCGGCACAGACACCAUGAGGAGCCUUAGCGCAUAUGAAGUAGCGAAGAGGAAGAUUAACCGACAACUUCAGGGGCCUGCCCCUGAAUACUCACCGCCGCAGCUAGGGAUUGUGCUGCCUCAAGAAAAGCCGAUUUCACAUACUAUUGGCUCAGUGUAUGCGACCUGGAGCGGAGAAACAACUCCUGUCUCGCCAAUCAAAACUGGAUCGGGAACCGGCUCGCUUCCAACAUCGCUACCCUCACCAAUCUCUUCUGGGUCGGGAUAUAAUAGUCUGGCGAGUCCAGUUGUUGCGGCUCAGCUUUCAGACGAUAGCUCAAGAGAUAUGGACGUGCAGAAUGACGAGGAUGAUACGCAACUGGAGACUGAUGGGUCAAACUCCCAGCACGUGGAGAUUCAGGAGCACAAUUCUUCCUCAAUGGCGUGCCAAAAGACUCCAAUUGACCCAACAAACAUUGUCUGUUUGGGCAACCUCCCAGACAAUCUCAAAUCGCUCAGACAUAGUAUCAUGUUGGCGCAAAUCGUGAGCCAAGAGAACCGCGACAGCAUCAGUAGUUUUACACCUCGCUUCAAGGCUGAAUUCCAUCUUUCCGAGCAGAGUCUAGGGAGCAAUUAUACUGAUGAGGAGGAACGAAUCAUGGGUGAAAUGACGCGGCAAGCCACCUUCUCCCUUGCCCGGUCAAAAGGGGAGGAAUCCUCAGUCGAGUCUACAGGAGAACACAGGAAAGACCACUCUUUCAAUCAGGAGACAAAUAGUCCCCAUUCUUCACGAGGAGAGGAACGAAUAGAUGGAAUUGACCUCAUUCAUGUCCCACAGAUGGCAGAGAAGCGAUAUAGCUGGGAAGAUUGA
Messenger RNA from Trichoderma breve, 2496 nucleotides. RefSeq names its product eukaryotic aspartyl protease domain-containing protein. Lineage: Eukaryota; Fungi; Ascomycota; Sordariomycetes; Hypocreales; Hypocreaceae. Bases 1 to 2496 code for a protein of 831 amino acids. Gene Ontology annotation, biological process: proteolysis. Gene Ontology annotation, molecular function: aspartic-type endopeptidase activity. The record is from RefSeq and is a predicted model, not a curated record. The transcript has 5 exons.